Messenger RNA from Helicoverpa zea (corn earworm), 822 nucleotides. Its product is annotated as 3-oxoacyl-[acyl-carrier-protein] reductase FabG-like. Gene Ontology annotation, molecular function: oxidoreductase activity. The record is from RefSeq and is a predicted model, not a curated record. Bases 49 to 822 code for a protein of 257 amino acids. NCBI's taxonomy places the organism in Eukaryota, Metazoa, Arthropoda, Insecta, Lepidoptera, Noctuidae. The transcript has a single exon.
UUCUCUUUUAGACUGUUUGGGUAUAUUUAUUACUUUAUCGAUAUUAUAAUGAGUUUCCGCAAGAAGGUCGUUAUAGUGACGGGAGCCAGUUCAGGCAUUGGUGCUGCUACAGCUAUUAAAUUCGCUGAACAAGGGGCCAACGUUGUACUCGCUGCCAGAAAUCAGGCCAAGCUAAAGGAAGUUGCUGACAAAUGUGAAGGCUAUUGUGGCGCACACUGCAUGGUCAUUGCGGACGUCACAAAAAAUGAAGACAUAAAGAAAAUUGUAGCAACUACCGUCGAACGGUUUGGAAAAAUCGAUGUUUUGGUCAAUAAUGCCGGAGUAGGCGGGGCGGCGGCUAUCUGGGAUACGAAUGCAAUGGAAGUGUACGACAAAAUUAUGGCGACUAAUCUUCGCUCCGUGGUCUACUUAACCAACCUCGCUGCUCCUCACUUGAUUAAAACUAAAGGUAACAUUGUGAACAUAUCCAGUAUUGCCGCGGUUGAUGUUAUCUUACCAGAACAAUUUGCUUACUGUACGUCGAAGGCUGGAUUGGAUCAUUUCACCAGGUCCGUGGCACUCGACUUCGCAGCAAAAGGAGUGAGGGUCAACUCCGUUAACCCUGGUCCAGUGCAAACCAAUUUUGUUGAUAAUAUGGGUGUUAAUAAAGCUGAUGUAGACGACUUAUGGAAAAAGUUGGAGUCUAAGACACCCCUUGGCAGAAUUUCGGUUCCUGAAGAAAUUGCUGACUUGGUAUUGUUCUUAGCUAGCGAUAAAGCUAUGGCUAUAACGGGAUCGUCGUUCAUUACUGAUAAUGGGAUAUUGUUGAAGAGAGGUGAAUAA